AGCAGGCUGUGUGCAGAAGUCAGUGCACCCCCCCUCUUCCUCUAUUCACUCAUCCAUCCAUCCAUCCAUCCGUCCGUCCAUCCAUUCAUUCACACACUCACACACAUACACGCACGCGCGCGCGCGCACGCACUCUCACACACGCCCUGCUGGGGGCUGCGGAGCUGCAGAAGGUCCAGGCUGGGAUGGAUUAGACUCCUCUGGGUCAAACUGGAGCAUCACAGGCGGAGGAGGCGACGGGGCCGGGGGCGCAGGGAGACGGCGUGUGUCCACCAUCACCACCAGCGCGAGAGAGCGCAUUCCAGAUCCAGCCCCAAGAUGAUUUCUCCCAAAGAGAAACCCAAGAAGCCGCCCAAAGACAGCAUGACGCUGCUGCCAUGCUUCUACUUUGUGGAGCUGCCGAUCGUGGCCUCCUCGAUGAUCUCUCUGUAUUUUCUGGAGCUGACUGAUAUUCUGCAGCCGGCUAAAGUGGGUUUCCGGUGUUUUGACCGUUCUCUCAGUAUGCCAUAUGUGGAGACGGGGGACGAGCUCAUUCCUCUCCUAAUGCUCCUCAGCCUCGCCUUCGCCGGACCUGCGGCUUCGAUCAUGCUGGGUGAAGCUUUGAUCUACUGCAUGCAGUCGCGGCUGAAGGCCCGGCCCGGCUCCGAGUCCAGCAUUAACGCCGGCGGCUGCAGCUUCAACUCCUUCCUGCGCAGAACCGUCAGAUUCGUGGGUGUGCAUGUGUUCGGACUCUGUGCCACAGCUCUGGUCACUGAUGUCAUUCAGCUCUCCACUGGGUACCACACCCCAUUCUUCCUGACCGUCUGUAAACCCAACUACACGCUGCCGGGCGUGGCCUGCGAUAAAAACCCAUACAUCACCCAGGACAUCUGCUCCGGACGAGACCAGUACGCCAUACUGUCCGCCAGGAAAACUUUCCCCUCCCAGCAUGCAACGCUCUCAGGCUUCGCAGCUGUCUACAUAUCCAUGUACUUUAACUCCACUAUCUCGGACAGCACUAAGCUGCUGAAGCCUGUGUUGGUGUUUGCCUUCGCCAUCGCCGCCGCUCUGGCCAGCCUGACCCAGAUCACCCAGUACCGCAGUCACCCCAUCGACGUCUACGUGGGAUUCGUCAUCGGUGCAGGAAUCGCUGUGUAUCUGGCUCUGUACGCCGUCGGAAACUUCAAAGUAUCUGAGGACUGUCCUCCUCGACUCGUGAAGCAGCAGAUCCGGCCGCAGCAGAAGGACGCCCUGCGAGCUCUGACCCAGCGAGGGCACGACUCCGUCUACCAGAAAACACACACCUCUGAGAGCAACGAUGAGCUGGCCAUGGCUCCGCCCCACGUGGCCGGGCUGAACCGAAAGGUCCGGCGGGAGAAGGCGUCUAUGGGGAGUCUGAAGAGGGCGAGCGCGGACGUGGAGCUCCUCGCCCCUCGCAGCCCAAUGGCCAAAGAAACCAUGCUGACCUUCAGCAACACCCUGCCCAGAGCCAGCGCCAAUGCCCCGGAGGAACCCGCCCAGCGUCACAUGACCUUCCACGCGUACUUUCACGGUCCUGGGGAUCCUCAGCGCUCCAAGCAGCUCGUAUCCGAGUGGAAGCAGAAGUCGGUGGAAAUGCAGAAUCUAGGUCUGAUGGAUGAUGACCAGCAGGGCGGCGACAUGCAGGAAGAGGAAGACGAAGAGGAGACAGAGUCCAAGGAGGAGCCAGACAUGGGCACAGCUUCCACUGCCCUGUAUCCAAACAUGCAGGCAAGCAGGGGUGCAACUGCUGCACCACCAGGGGGCUCCAGAGUGUCGAUGCCCCCGAGACCUGGUGCUCCACAACUGGUUCACAUCCCAGAGGAAGCCACCAAACCUCCACCAGUGUCUCCGAAAAGUGCCACCACCAGGGCCAAGUGGCUGUCCAUGACAGAGAAAGGGCUUCCAGUGCCAGCUGCCACUCCAGAACCACCGAGGCUCCCUAACCAGCCACGGAUGUUGCAGGUUGUCGCCAUGGCUAAACAGCAGGCUGGACAAGUCACUGCGGUCAGCACGCCCAAGUCUUCUGAUACUGCCUCGUCCUGUGGCACGUCCAGCACAGGAUCGGAACCACCAUACUACCGGGACAGCUCCAGCAUCAUUACGGUCGAUGCUCACGCACCUCACCACCCUGUGGUUCGACUGUCUUCGACAGGUGGAAACACCUGGGACUGGAGAAGCAGUACCAACGGAAGCACAGAGAUGCAUGAGACCAGCCGUACGCUGCCCAGACAGGAGUACCGGCCACUUAAAAUGGAAGAAGAUCCCAACCAAGGUUUGCUUCCGCCACCUCCUCACCCAGACCUGCUGAUGGACAGCCACAGCCACCGCAAAUCCUCAUUCUCAGUCAAGGACUGGGAGCCAGGGCAGCCUCAUCCAGAGCCAGAUCACUUCUUCAAGAACUUGCAAACGGACCGACGGUUUAAGGAUGGAGCUUUGUAAAGUGGAACGAUGAACAGGACUCUUUUUUUACUAUCGCUGUUGGGUGGGAAUACAGUCAUGUGUUUAAGGAGGGGAGGGAUGAAGGGUGGCCCUUUUGGUCAUCUCACGGGGAAGAUAUGGAGCAGGUCAGGUGGAAAGUUCUCCAGAGCAGAACAGUAGACUCUUUUCUUAAAUGGCACAGUGGUCACCAACCCUGAUCUUGCAGAUGUACAGUAAAUUCCUGCACAGCGACUUCACUGAGAAUGUCCUUCAUGGUUUCCAACCCAGGUCUGAACAUUCUGGCAAGCGAUUGCCUGUAAGCUGAUUUUUCAAAGCUGGUGAUCUGGCGCUUUCCUUUGAGCGUGCAGUGAUGCUGCCUUGUGAUGCUGCAUUGAUUGACACAUGUAUCGGAGGAGACACGCAUUCGUCCAGACCGUACUAGUGUUGGGAGCAUUGCUGCCAGUGAUGGGGGAGUUCAUAUAAACAUUGUGUUUUUGGGUAAUUGGUCUUAAAAAGUGGACAGAAAAUGAGGUAAAAAGAAUACCUAAUGCAAUCGAUAGUGAUUUGUCUAAUCGAUUGACUAAUCGAAGUAGUUAUUAAUCCCUAAAUAACCAAAUAAAGUUUAGUUAAAAAAGGUGGGCCUCCAGAAGCAGUCCUGGAAACGACUGCUCUUGCAAAUCAGAGUUUCUGUUAUUUGAGGGAAAGCUUGAGGGAAAUAAAUUAUCUCUUCCCAAGUCAAUCAGAAGUACAAAAGUGCUAGGCAGGGUACCUACCCUUCACCAGAGUUGGUGGUCGCUGCUGCAGCAGGUGGGGGUUCAGUGUGGCUACAUUCAUGAGUUUGGAAGCUCUUGGCCAUCUCAUACAGAGCAUCUGGAGUGGAUCACAACCCAGAAGAGCCAACAGGCGAGCACAGACGCCUGGGGAACAGCAAAGACCGCCCGCAAUCUGGGGCGAAAGCUUCAAAUCUGACCAUCGAGAAGGAGACUGUCACGAAUCUGCCCGAGUGGUAUAUGAAACUGAAAUUAGCGCAGAUAUCAGGAGGCUCUGAUCGCUUUCAGUCCCACUAAUGCACCUCCUGAUCCACAUCAAGAAUCUGUUUGGAUGCUUUUAAAGGAACCGUUCCUUUUAAAGGAAACGUUUACACAGAUUCCCCUUACUUAUAUCAAAUCUAGUCGAUUAGCCAGCCUGAAUGUUGUUUCUUUAGUUUUAACUACUGUGCACUAUGAACGAUAAACAAGUCUGAAGUUUUGGAAGCUACUUAUUCACAGUUUCUUCUAAAAUCAAGGGUAUUAAAAUGAGUUUAUCUUGCUUUUGUUGAAGUAACUGUCUCUACUGUCCAGGAAACACUUUCUACUAGAUUUCAGAGGGAAAAUUGUUGUCAGGAUUUGAUGGCAUUCAGUGACAAAAGUGUUAGGUCAAGAUGUUGGAUGGAAUGAAAGUACAACCCAACAUUACCCAUAAGUUCCUAACUUAUCCCAUCCAAAAGUAUUAGGUGGAGCUCCAUAAUUCCAAGUACUCAAUGCCGUAGACUUAAUAUCAUAAUCUGUCCCUGAGGAUCCCAUUGUUUUAUAUUCUAUUGACAAGGUACUAGACAAGAUGUAGGUGUGCAUUUGUGUCAGCAAUAAGUGCAGCAAAUAAUAGCUGAAUGCAUUCAUUAGAAGGGGUAUCCACCAACAUUUGGACAGUAUGAGUAAUCAAAGUGUCAAACUAUCUAGAAGUACUCCAUCACCUGAAGCUACAUGCUAUCACAGUCUUCCGCCAAGACGUGAUGAAGCUUCACUACUUCUCAAUUAAGCUGCCAUAACACAACACUAAUGCAGCUAAUUACUCUCGGAGCACAAUGCUAACUGCUAAAAGACAGAAAAGAUAGUUAUUCCUGCCACUGACAGUUGGCUGUGGCAUCCUGGGGAUGGAACCUAUGUCUUCAUGAAGUUAAUAGUAAUAGUUGUUCCAAACCCUCAGACUUUCCUCUUUAGUUGCAUCCAAAAUAGCAGAUGUGUAAGAUGCAUCGAAUUCACCACCUUGGUCAUCAAACAGGGGGUCUCAGUCCAGAUCAACUGAUCUGAUUUCUAGAUGUCUGUCCUUGAAACCAUCUACAGGACAUUGAGGCAGGCUCUCAUCACCUAUAGAAGAAGCAAUAGAAGACGAAAAAUAAGCGGUGUUGAAGUGUAGGCGUGUCACGCAACAGUAUGGGUACAACAGAUGACACUGGUGAUUCUGUAUCUACUGUAACUGUAGAUUAACCCUUACUUAUAAACAGAAAUCUCAACCUGUCCAACCUCUGUAGUUAGCAGUUAGCCUCGUAGCUCCAUUGUAAAACUGAGGAAGCACUCAACAGGUCAUGGCUAAUUGAUCGACUAUAUUUUGGGGUUAGUGGGGUAAACUGUGUAAAAUAGUCAGAUACUUUCACUUUAAGAGCCGAAACUCCAUCGCUAACAUGUUUAUACCUUUUCCGUCUGUCAUUGUGCCAUGGACUUUUUAAUUCAUGAGUGGAAAUCUGCUGUUUAUCGGAGGUUUUAUUUACGCGGAUUUCCACAGAGGUGCCGAGGAGCAGCUUUUUACCGGACCGGUUGGCUUCAGCAGGUCCGCUGACUCUUUUUUAUACUUAACCAGUGAGUACUUGUCUGUGUGUGUGUUGCAUGUGUGUUUAUUUAUGUGUGUGCUAGACGUUGGGUGGGAGGACUAAGGUUGUAUAUCAGCAAGAGAAGCUUUCGUAACGCUGAGUGUUGUUGAGCUUUUGGUAACAAAAUAAAAUUGUUGUUAUACUAA
Messenger RNA from Astyanax mexicanus (Mexican tetra), 5187 nucleotides. It is a transcript of the gene plppr3a, whose product is annotated as phospholipid phosphatase related 3a. Bases 319 to 2439 code for a protein of 706 amino acids. Gene Ontology annotation, molecular function: phosphatidate phosphatase activity. Gene Ontology annotation, biological process: phospholipid dephosphorylation; signal transduction; phospholipid metabolic process. The record is from RefSeq and is a predicted model, not a curated record. The transcript is spliced from 9 exons. NCBI's taxonomy places the organism in Eukaryota, Metazoa, Chordata, Actinopteri, Characiformes, Acestrorhamphidae.